CACACACACACACACACACACACACACUCAUGGUAACCAGUUCAGGAUGGACACAGAAACAGUCAUAGUCUUUUUUGGGAACACACUCCCCUAUGACACUUAGAUCCUAAUGCUGACUCCAAUUCCCUCCUGGGACCUCCCCUCUCCUUGUAGCAUGCUGGGCUUUCCCUUAGAAAACCCCAUGUCAUUUCCUUCAAUGGAACAUCAAUCAGCUUCACCCACAGUGUCUGCAUGUCUCUGUCCAUAGCAAAUGUUUUUAUUACUUUAAAAUAUAGAUUUUUACCUUAACUAGCCAAAGACUUAGGACCCUUUUUCCAAGCUCUUUUAGAUGAAGUAAUAAAUGCAAGUAUUAGAGAUGUGUAUAUGUGUAUAAAUAUAUGGGGAAAAGAUGUUGCCUAGUUGUACAAAUUAGCUUUAACAAAACUCCUGAUUUAAAUUAUUUAAUUGUGAGAAGGGUGAUUCUAACUCAACACCCCAAAGAAAUAAAAGCCUUAUCCCUCUGCUCCGCCAAAAUAUCCCAUUCAGAGCCUGCGUGUGUGUGUACACACACGUGUGCACUCAUCCCCACCUGACCGUAUCAAAUUAUUUAAACUAGAUAUUUUUAUUUUGUUGCAUAGUAGUAACAGUUUCUGGAAUAAAAAAAAAAAAAAAACAGGAGAAUAAAACUGUUUAAAUGUAUCUCCGGGUGGACGCUGUGGCCACUGCACCGACCCCGCCAAUGGCGCCGAGUACCUGCGUUUCAGGAAGAGGUUCUGGCGGGGCCUCCGCCUGAGGCCGCGCCCCUGGGACUGUCCCGCGUCCACGUGAACGCGGAGCGCAGCAUUCACCAUCCUCUCCCUGAAACAGCGGUCCCCGAGGCGCUCCACAGGCAGGGCCGAGCUGGGCGAGGGGGAGCCCAGCCCUUGCACGGGCCGCCCUAAGCGGCGGGGACGCAGGAAGAGCUCGCCGGCUCCACCAGACCGUACCCCAGACGCGGGACCUGGGGCCAGCGAGGACCAGGAGCCCCCGCCCCACGGCUGCCAGGAGGCGGACAGAGGCAGCUCCUGGGGGGCUACCGCCCCGAGGCCGUUCCGCUAGAACUUGAGCGACUUGGGAAGGGGCAGAGCCCCGCCCCUGAAGAGGAGCGUGUGUCCUGGAGGCAGCAGCCUGGGAGCUCCUCCUCCGAGGGCACCGCAGAGGAGAGUGACUCUGGCGGCGCAGCGCUGGCUUUCCCGUCCGCAGAGGAGGAGAGCUGCGGGGCUGGGUGAGCUGGACCCGGGAGCACGGCUGGCUGCUCUCGGCCUCCGAUGGGGAGUGGACAGCUUAAGGGGUUGCCCCCGUGCCAGCCGGCCUGCUGGCCACGCUGGGCUUUAUCACCGCCUCACCUGCCUGCGCAGGCGCCUAGCACCGCAGGCUGGAGCUUCUGGCCAUGCUGGUCAACUUCCCCAACGAGCCUCCGCUGCCUGGGAACAGCAAGGCCAGGACAAGCAGGGCUACAACGCCCUGCACUUGGCAGCCAUGUACCUUGGAGAUGGUGAAGCUGCUAGUGGGGACCUAGGACGCCGAUGUGGACAUCAGGGACUACAUUGGGAAAAGGGCCUCCCAGUAUGUGAGUCAGAGCAUCACAGAGGAGAUCGAGACCCUGGUGGGAGUCCUGGACGAGGACGACUGGGAGAGCACCGUCGGGGGUGGGUACUGGGAGAUUUAAAAGGUGCCCCCUCCAUCUCAUCACCUACAAACUCUCACACGUCCUGGAAGAUGGGGGGACCCUCUUCACCAUCACCACUUGGCUGAAGGUGGUCCAGAGGCGAAGCCAAGGAUUCCAGGGCGCACAGUCUCGGGCAGGACUAACGGACUUGAAAAACACAGGCUCAACAAAAUUCACUUCACAACCGGGAUGCUUCACAUCACACCCUUUCAGGGACCCAGAGCAGCCACUGGAAGAGGAGUAGGAACGCUCUCUUAAAGGCCACUUAUCCUAUUCCUCCAAAUUAAGACCAAAGUCCAAUGUAUUUAGGUAAAAAUUAUUUCUUCUAGAAAAUGCUGAGGUCUUCUGAAAUUUAAUAACAGAAACAAAAAAAGAACACUAGAUGUGUGUAACGAAGUGAGACCAGAAAAGACAAACUAAAUUUUCAUUACUAGGUUGGAACGGAUGGGGUGGAGUUCCCAUCAGGCUAGCAUUCUGGGGAAACUGUUUUUCUUUUUUUGGGGGGGGGGGACGGAGUCUCGCUUGUUGCCCAGGCUGGAAUGCAGUGGUGCGAUCUUGCCUCACUGCAAGCUCCCCCUCUCGGGUUCACGCCAUUCUCCUGCCCCAGCCUCCCAGUAGCUAGGACUAUAGGCGCCCGCCACCACGCCCGGCUAAUUUUUUUGUAUUUUUAGUAGAGACGGGGUUUCACCGUGUUCUCCAGGAUGGUCUCGAUUCCUGACCUCGUGAUCCGCCCGUCUCGGCCCCCCAAAGUGCUGGGAUUACAGGCGUGAGCCACCGCGCCCGGCCAGAUUUCAAGAGAUUCAUCAUACCUUGACCUGUGCCCCAUUUCCCUCCUCCACCUGUCUGACCUGGCGUCCCUAUUUCGGGAGACUAGAAGUGGGGGAAAGAGAAGGGAUGGCUGUUCUUUGCUUUCACCAUUCCUGGAUGCCCUGCAAAGGAAGGAAUAUUGUGCUUUUAUGUAUCUGUUUUAUUAAGUGGUUACUCUUCCAAGAACAAAAAAAAAAUGCAAAUUGUUACGAAACUGGUAGUAUUUGUAAGUGCAAGUACUACAUGCUGCCUUGUUCUUUUACCAAUUGCAUUUCCAUUUUAAGGUACUACUGGUACAGCCACGGUGGAGAACAGUUUGGAGGUUCCUCUAAACACUGAAAAUAGAGGUACCACAUGAUCCAGCAAUCCCACUGUUGGGUAUAUACCCCAAAAAUAGGAAAUGAGUGUGUCGAAGAAAUUAUCUGCACUCCCAUGUUGGUUGCACCACUGUUGACAAUAGCUAAGAUUUGGAAGCAACCUAAGUGUCCAUCAACAGCUUAAUGUAUUAAAGAAAAUCUGGUAGAUACACACAGUGGAGUAUUAUUCAGCCCUAAAAAAGAAUGAGAUUCAGUCAUUUGCAACAACAGGGAAGGAACUGGAGAUCAUUAUGUUAAGGGAAAUAAGCCAAGCACGGAAAGGCAGACAUUGCAUGUUCUCACUUAUUUGCGGGAUCUAAAAAUCAAAACAAUUGAACUCAUGGACAUAGUAAGUACUAGGGGGCUGGGGAGGAAGGCAGGGGAUGGGUAAUGGGUACAAAAAUAGGCAAAAGGAAUGAAUAAGACAUACUAUUUGAUAGCACAACAGGGGGACUCUAGUUAGUAAUUGUACAUUUAAAAAUAACUAAAAAAAUGUAAUUGGAUUGUAACACGAAGGAUACGUGCUUGAAGGGAUGGAUACCCCACUCUCCAUGAUGUGAUUAGUUCACACUGCAUGCCUGUAUCAGAACAUCUCAUGCACCCCAUAAAUAUAUAUGUCUAUUAUAUGCUCACAAAAAUGUUUGAAAAUAAAAAUAAAGGAACUACUGAAGGUCAGGUCAGAGUCGAAAUGCAAAAAUACUAAUUAGAGAAUAAUGUGAAUACAAUAGGAAUCCUGUUGGUAUUCUAUUUGUAUUGUAAGCAGCAGUUCAAUUGUUUUGUCAAAGCAAUUUCAAUUUUAAUCACUGAACUAAAGAAAUGGGCAACACUGACUUCCGUAAUAUAGGUUCCACCUAACCAUCUCUAACACCACUGUCAAGGAGGACCGGUGUUAAGGUACAUUAACAACCACACAAAUUUUUAAAAGAAAAGAACACUCUUAGCAGCCUAUGGUACUUUUAAAUGAAAUAUUGCCUCUCAUUCUAAUUCUCACUUGUGUUGCCAUUCUAAAAGUUUGAAUUUGCUGAGGUUUAUAUUCUGGGUAUUAUAUAACCAUUGGUUCUAUUUGGCAUAACCCUAUUAAAUGCUGCUUACAGCUGAAUUACCUACAGAAACUUUCUGGUUUAAUUAGCAUAAAUUGGCUUAAAUAUUAGUGAGCCCAUACUUCUGUGAUACAAUUAUUGAACCAACUUAAUGAUUCUCACGUAAGGUGUGAAUUUACUAACGCAUUCAUAAUCUAUGCUUUGUAGCAACAUUUUUCAAAUGUUUAAAACGCUAAAUCUUCUCAAUUUUCCAAUCUUUUCUUGAAUCUAUUAGAUACCUAUAGUGUAGUUGCUGAAAAGCUGGGUAACAAAUACACCCAGUUAGAAAUGGCACUGCUUUAUAAAAGGAACUAGAGAAAAGACGAGACUAUUUCUAUAUUUAAAUACUGCUGGCAAGUGAAUUCCUUUGUAUAUAAAUGAAAGAUACCAUUAAAAUGAAAGACUUGUUUUAAGUGUGGUUCUUACAUUUCAUUCAUUUAUGAUAGAGUAAAUGGCUUUAUAAUUACUUUAAAAUUUAACUCACUAGUAUAUUAAAUCUGUUCAUUGCAAGGUUAGAAUCAACUGUUAGGGGAACUAAUUUAAACAAGCCCUUCCUUAGUCUUUUGAGUCUCGUAUUUGCUGAAAGUACCUACAGCUUGCAGAAUAAGGGAGUUCACGGACCACAGGGUGAGUGAACCCAAGCACAAAUUGCAAAGUGCCCAGAGCUACAACAUUUAGGAUUUUUAGACCUUUAAUUUUCCAAGUCAUAGAAAUUUGUUACAAGUUCAUCACAUCUUUGUCUAAAUGGCAACUGAAUUUCUUUAAAGAUAGGUUAAAAAAAGGCAUAAAACUAUGAACUAUUAUCCAUUUGUAUGCCUCUACUUUUGCUUUGGAAUUAUGGAAGUGGACCCUGUGCAUUUGGGAAACACUGUUAUGCAUACACAUGGGUGAAAAAAAUCUAAUAUUGUGUAAAUUAAAAUACUUUUGAAGUUGAAAAGCAUCCAUUUGUUCUAAAUCUAUAUAUAUUAUGUGUAUCUAGUACAGAAUAAGCUGUAACUUCCCAUUGAGGAAUCUUAGGUUUUACAGAUACGUAAAGCUAAAGCAACUCUAAAGAGUAAACACUUCAGAACAGGAAGGUUCUGGUCAAUGUUGAGAGUAGACACUUUCACUGAAGGUUCUGGUGAAAUGUGGGCAACUAAUUGCUCAAAAUCUGUAAUUUGCUAUAUAGUUAACUAUUAAGUUAAAAUGUCAUUUACCAUGCUUUUUACACUAAAAGCUUUAACUUUUCUGAUAAAAUAUUUUAAAUGUUCAAUUAUUACUUCUGAGGAAAGCUACUUCUAGCGUUCUUUGUCAUGAUGUGCUUGUGUGCAGUAAGUGGAGCAUUUUCAGCUACUUACCUCUACAUUCUUCCAGUUUUUCAGUUUCUGAUUUAGAUUAUAAAAGGCAAAUGACUAAUUUAAUUUGAUACUCAGAGUUGUGUUUACCUUUAAUGUACAAAUAUAUGUCAGAUACUUGAUGUUUAUUGAUAUGACACUAUGUGGUUAAACAGCGCAAGUAUGUCCAUGUGUUUCUUAGAGGGUACACUUGAAACUAGUAGUGUUUAUGCAGCUCACUUAUGUAACUUGAAAAUCUGGUACUAUUGCAUUCAGGACUGAAAUCUUGGAGUUUAGGUGUCUUGUCUCUCAUUUUGAAAGUAAGUUGAAAGUUGAGAAUGUAAAAUCUAUAAAGUUAAUUUUUUUAACUAGGAAAAAAAACAAAUUAAUGACAGACACCAAAUUACAAAUCCAAAAACCUCAGAGAACACCAAGCAGGAUGAAUAUUUUAAAAAUAUACCUAGGAAUAUCAUAUUCAAACUGUAGAAAACUUGUAACAAAGAUAAAAUAUUAAAAUAAGACAGAGGAAGAAACACAUUGUCUACAAAGAAACAGACAUAAGAAUUACAUUGGACUUUUGUUUAGAAUCCAUGCAAGUAAGAAGUGUUGAAAAAAAUUAGAAUACAGUGGGUAUUUAUUAUCCAAGUAUUCAUUAUCUAAAACUGCAAAGCAAAAAUAAUUGUUAACAAGAACAUAUUCACUAGCAACCUGAGCACUCAUGAUAUUAGUGUCUGUUCUGGAGAGAAUUAUGUCCCCCCAGAAUUCCCAACCUGAAGCCCUAUCUCCCAGUGUGACUGUAUUUGGACAAGGAGCUUUUAAGAAGGUAAAGGUUAAAUAGGGGCAAAAGGGUAAGGCCCUAAUCUGUUAGGACUGGGGUCGUCAUCCAAAAAGGAAGAGACACCAGAGAUAUCUCUCUCUCUUCUCUCCCUCUCUGCCUCCCUCCUUCUCUCUCCCUCCCUCCCUGUCUCUCUCCCUCUCCCCACAUACAUUUAAUUGUUAAAUUGAGAUUUUUGUUAGAACAUAUAUAGUGGCAUUUUAAUAAAGUGUUACUCUACUUAAAACACACACACACAAUUUUGAUAAAUUCUUUUUUGAGGAUAAGGCCGGGCAUGGUGGCUCACACCUGUAAUCCCAGCACUUUGGAAGGCUGAGGCAGGUGGAUCAUCUGAGGUCAGGAGUUCAAGACCAGCCUGGCCAACAUGGUGAAAACCUGUCUCUACUAAAAAUACAAACAAUUAGCUGGGUGUGGUGGCGGGCACCUGUAAUCCCAGCUACUCAGGAGGCUGAAGCAGGAGAAUCCCUUGAACCCAGGAGAUGGAGGUUGUGGUGAGCCGAGAUUGCACCAUUGCACUCAAGCCUGGACAAAAAGAGCAAAACUCCGUCUCAAGAAAAAUAAAAAUAAAUAAAAAUAAAAAACACCAAACUGGGACGUGUCCCUUUUAGGCAGAUAUAACUUUACCAUUACUAAAAUUGAGCCUCAGAAACAUUAAGCAUGCUACACAAGCUUAGCUGGGAAUGAAUACUGAAAUGGAAGCUUGAAUCCAAGAUGAUUUAUUUUGAAUCCCAUGCUAAUGCCGUUAACUCCUAUAUACCCUUCUCAGGUGCAGCCAGAGAGACACUAGGCCACUGAUGAACGGGCAGACGUGGGCAGGGUCCGUCUCACUAAACCACCCACCACUGCCACAGCUGCCUACAACAGACACAUCAGAUGACAUUCCAGGCAAGUAAAUGAUUUUCACUGUGGACUUAUUGGUUUUAAUAAUAGGUCCUGGUGCAGAGAAGUCUCUCAACCUACUGUGCAACAAGUUUUGAGAAGCGGGUAAGCUAUAUGUUUUGUGAUUUUGUUUCAUAAAUGCAUCUACAGGAAGACCAAUAUUGACUGAAUGAAGCUUUCAUUUAAAGGGCUAAAAUAUGCUUUGUGUUUUUAUAUGUGGAAACUACUUUAAACCUAAUGACUACUUAUUGUAUCAUAGCUUGUGAUGUAUUCUGCUCAUGGCUUUUAAGGUAAAUUGUGCCAUGAUCCACUGCCAUUCUAACUGCUUUAAUUAACAAGUCAUUACCACACUACUGUUACAUCUUAAUUAUGCAUACAGACAGGUAGACUUAUUUUACAUAUGUGAACUAACUAGUUGUCAAAGCAAAUGCAGAUUGUAUUCUGCAAGUAAAGUCUUUUUCUCUCUGAAAUUUCUAGGGAUGUUCUUUCAGUGAAAUUAAUAUUCAACCUGAAGAUUUUAGUUAAAAGAACUGAGUGCAGAUUAAAGUCUUGUGAUUUAAACAUAGUCAAGAGUACAACUGUGAUAUUUCAUUGAAGUUAUGCAAUAAAAUAUCUGUAACCUGCAAACAAAUCAAGCAGACGGCACAGUACUGAAUUUGAAACCAGAAAUACUGGGUUUUUAUGUAAAUGCUUCAUAGAUUUGUUUUAUGAUAAAGGGUACAUAACUCUCCUAAACCUCACACCACCUCUUAAAUAGGGACAAUAAGUCCAUAUCAAUGCUGAUGCCUAAGCUAUUAUUAAACUCUUACAGUAUGAUGUAAAGUGAAAGUACAAUGUAACAUCAUUCCUAGGCCAACUUUGACCAGUUUUAUACAGAAACAUGUGCCAACUUUUCUGUUUGCAAGGAUAAUAUCAAAGCAAACACCAGAAAGUUAUAUCUUUGAUGCAUUUUUUCAAAAUCAUACACAUAAUAAACCAAAGACAAAUGACGAAUAUUAUUUCAGAAAAUAUAAAGUCUUCCCCUUUCUUCUUUUGCCAAGGAAGUCCAAUAUUUUCACCAUUUUUAUGCACACAAUCAACUUUAUUUAAGCUGGAAGUUAAUGUCUCAUUGUUUUCACUGUUCUAAAUAAACACCUUUUCCCUUGAGUAUUGUUCUAAAAAUUUUGAAGUCGUGUGAAAAAUUUUGUUCUGAUUUUUCACGGUUGUGCUAAUGAUAUGUGAAAAGGAAUACAGAUGGUAUUUAACUAUGAACAAGAAAAGAUGUUAAAUAUCAUUAGUCAUUAGAUAUUUGUAAAUUAAGACCACAAUGACUAACACAUAUAUAUCAGAAUGGCUAAAAUAAAAAUAAAACAUCAAACGCUGAGGAGCAUGAGUAAAAACUGGAGCUUUCACACAUUACUGGUGGGAAUGUAAAAUCGUACAGCUAUGCCAAAAAGGAGUACAGUAGUUUCUUAAGAAACUAAAGGAACCCGAGUCCCCAGGCCUGCAGUCUGGGCCAAGGUCACUGGCCCUGGAUCAAUCAGGAUGGGGUUCAGGGGACUUCCUGGGGCCAUCCAGUGUCCAAGGUGCCCUUUGGUGGCCUCAUCUGCCCCUCAGCCCCUGAGCACGCCCCUCUAUCCCUCCAAUCCUCCCUGUCACAGGGACAUCUGUCUCAGAGCCCUGCCCCACCUCCUGCUUUCUGGAGAUGCCAACUGCCCGGGGUGCUCUUAGCCCUGCCCUCCCCAUCUCCGGGUCCUGACCAAGGUGCUCUAAUAGACACCCCGACCCAGGUCAGGGAGCUGCCAGCACGCUGGGUCCCUGAGGCUGAGAUCCAGCAAGACACAUGUGGCCUGAGGGUCCCACUCUCUGGCUGGCAGAACCCAGAGGUGGGAGCACAUUGGAGUGUCCUUCAGGGCGUUUUCACCCCAUGAGAGGGCUGGGGGCUUUGGGAGUUUGCAGCUGGCAGGAGUGAGGACCCAGUCUCCUAUCUCUGAUGCGUCCUUGGUCAAAUCCUGUCUCCCAGCCUGCAGGGCCUAUUGCAGUCACCACGUGAGUGUGUUCCCUUAGUCUAGGGAGCCCCAAGCAGGCAGCACCCCCUGCCAACGACUUCAGGGCACCUGGAAUUGGAGGCUGAGAGGUCUCCCACUUCGCAGAGCUGGGCUCUGGCCCAGAGGCCUUCUCCUUGGCUCAGGUGGUCUCUCGGGCUCCUGGGGCUGCAGAUCAGGGGACAAACACGGGCAGCUCUGCUCUGCCUACAGAGAGGUGCCCAGUGAAUGCAGGUUCCAGACAAAAGGUGGAGCCUGGCAUCCUGCCCUGCGUGGACUCCAGCCUGCUGCCAUCUGGGGAAACUGAGUCAUGGCGAGGCUCGAGGAUGUUUCUCAGACCACACCAGUCCCUGAAGGUCCCCUGACCUCCCAAUCCUGACUGACAGUUAGAAGAGGUUCCCAAGCCGCCUGCCACAGGUUCUGGCUCGGCCUGAGUUGGGGUAAGUCUCCAGGCUGCUGUCCUCAAAGCCCCAUCAGGAGGCUGUGUCAGACCAGGCGCACCGUGGUGACAGCAGCAUGGACUGAGAGUUCCGGCCGCGGGAGAAGUUAGGACCGGGGGAGGUCAGGUCCAGGAGGACGGCACUAGCCGGCACACAGUGGGGCUGGAGAGACCCUGGGCGGGGUGGUGGGAAUGGCCCAGGAGGAGCCCGGCUCCUGUGGCUGGAGUGAGGGUGAGGGCUGUGGUGGGAGAGGGGCUGAAGGUGGAGAGAACAGGAGCCCAAGGGCCUGCGCUGUAGGAGGGGCAUGGACUUCCUAGUGAGGACUUUCUGGUGGGGGGCUCUCAGGGAAGAGGAGGCCAGAGGGGCUGGGGGUCCCCAGGACUGCAAGCGCCAGGCAGGCGGAGGGGAGGCCGAGCCAGGAGCCGCAGGCUUCUCACUGCCAGACCAACGCCGCCCUCCGCUGGCCGCGUGGGGAAUCGCGCCUAGGCUGGGGCUCCCCUGGCCCCAGGUGUGGGGGACUCCGAUUUGUCCUGGGGCGCUUCCUACCCAUCCAGCCUCCGCCAGGCAGCCUGGCCCUGGGUGGCUUUGAGGGCUGCCUCCGCAACACAGGACCUGCCUCCGCCCUGUGGGGCAGAUUUGGGCGUCUGACUCUGGACACUUACCCAGAGGCUGAAUUCAACUCCCCAGCGAAGAGCACACUCAGACUCCCUCCCCGCUGUGCCCAGCCUGAGGGGACCCUGGCUGGGACUUGGGAGGAGAAGGCCAGAGGCCAGGGCCUGGCUCUCCGGCACUAGGUCCAGGAGAAAAUGGAGCAGAGUCCCUGCAGGAACUGCCUCAGACUGCCCCCGAGGGGACCUGGCCUGGGACCCUCCCUGUGCUACCACGCUGCUGUUGGGGCCAGAAGAGCAGGGAGAGCAGCCACCUGUACGGCAUCAAGUAACACUACCAGUCAGCACACCCAACACCCACACGACAGCCACAGCCCUCUGCCGUGAGAGGGCUGCAAGUGAGCAGUCUCCUCUGUCUUGUUCACCCUGAGCGCGGAGCUCCGCGCACGACAGGAUCAGAGAGCAAACCAGGAACAAAUGGAUGAACCAAGGAAGGGGCCAGGGCAGUAGAUCCCCACCCACACCCUGAACCCUAAGGGGGGGACACAGAGGCUGGAGACGGGCUGGCCCCAGGAUCCUCUAAGUGACAGGAACCCUUGGCCACUGCGGAUUGCCCCGAGGCGGGGACAGGGAUGGUGGGGCUGGGGCUGCCUGGCCCUUUAAGAGAGCAGUUCUGCCCGCCGCCCUGAAUGCCCCCUCCCCUAGCUACUGGAGAAGAGAUCCCGUUUCUUGGCAACAGGAAGCUCUUGGUUUACAGUGUCACCCAAGCGACUGGGAGCCGCGUCCCGCUCUAGGACUGAGCCGUUGGAGCUGCCCCGCUGACCGCACUAGGCUGACCACAACCGGCCGACCAAACACACUCCUCACUCUCCUGGCCCUGGUGGGCGGCAGGCACCAUGGCGCAGACGGAUGUGCUCCUAACCAAAGAGCCGGCCCCGCAGACGGUGCCGCCCUGCGAGCUGCCCUGCAAAGAGUACGACGUGGCCCGCAACACGGGCGCCUACACGUCCUCCGGCCUGGCCACCGCCGGCUUCCGCACCUCCAAGUACUUGCCGGAGGAGUGGUUUCAGAACUGCUAUGCUCGCUACCACCAGGCCUUCGCCGACCGCGACCAGUCGGAGCGGCAGCGGCACGAGAGCCAGCAGCUGGCCGCAGAGACCCAGGCGCUGGCGCAGCGCACGCAGCAAGACUCCACGCGCACGGUGGGCGAGCGACUGCAGGACACGCACGGCUGGAAGUCGGAGCUGCAGCGCGAGGUGGAAGCGCUGGCUGCGGAGACCGACCUGCUCCUGGCCCAGAAGCAACGGCUGGAGCGCGCCCUGGACGCCACUGAGGUGCCCUUCUCCAUCGCCACUGACAACCUGCAGUGCCGCGAGCGCCGCCAGCACCCCAACCUCGUGCGCGACCAUGUGGAGACGGAGCUGCUGAAGGUGCCAGCAGCCUUGGGUGGCUGGGACUUGUGGGCAGAGAGGAGGAGCCCCCCACCCACCCACCGCAGUUCACGUGGACAAGCCACGUGGCUACUGCAAGCACGCGGGAGCCCAGCCCUCUGCACGCCCUUCCCCCUGCACCCUCUGUGCCUCAAGAACUCCUGCAGCUCCCGCAAACCCUCUGCCUGCAACAAGGGCACCUGCCAAGUGAUGGAGACACUGACAGUGCAGGAACAGGCAAACCCAGGGACAGAGGGGUGCAGGACUCGGGCCCUGGCACACAACGAGGAAGCCGAGCUCAUCCGGAACAUUCAGGAGCUGCUGAAGAGAACCAUCAUGCAAGCAGUGAGCCAGAUCCGACUGAACCGGGAGCACAAGGAGACCUGCGAGAUGGACUGGUCGGACAAGGUGGAGGCCUACAACAUCGACGAGACCUGCGGGCGCCACCACAGCCAGAGCACCGAGGUGCAGGCUCAUCCGCACUCCACCACCUUCCAAGAGAGCGCCUCCACCCCAGAGACCUGGGCCAAGUUCACGCAGGACAAUCUGUGCCGCGCCCAGCGCGAGCGCCUGGCCUCGGCCAACCUGCGGGUGCUGGUGGACUGCAUCCUUCGAGACACCUCCGAGGACCUGCGGCUCCAGUGCGACGCCGUGAACCUGGCCUUCGGGCGCCGCUGUGAGGAGCUGGAGGACGCGCGGCACAAGCUGCAGCACCACCUGCACAAGACGCUGCAGGAAAUCACAGAUCAGGAGCACAACGUGGCGGCACUGAGGCAGGCCAUCAAGGACAAGGAGGCACCUCUGCACGUAGCCCAGACCCGGCUGUACCUGCGCUCGCACCGGCCCAACAUGGAGCUGUGCCGCGACGCAGCCCAGUUCAGGCUGGUGAGUGAGGUGGAGGAGCUGAACAUGUCCCUCACAGCGCUGCGGGAGAAGCUUCUAGAAGCGGAGCAGUCCCUGCGCAACCUCGAGGACACCCACAUGAGCCUGGAGAAGGACAUCGCUGCCUUGACCAACAGUCUCUUCAUCGACCGCCAGAAGUGCAUGGCCCAUCGUACUCGCUACCCCACCAUCCUGCAGCUGGCUGGCUACCAGUAAGCAGCGGCACAGUGCUUCCCCCCCAUCUCCCAAAUAAACAGCGCGUUAGCUUUCU
Molecule: messenger RNA, 12611 nt
Organism: Pongo pygmaeus (Bornean orangutan)
Lineage: Eukaryota; Metazoa; Chordata; Mammalia; Primates; Hominidae
Gene: TEKT4
Product: tektin 4
Exons: 7
Coding region: 10925-12556 (543 amino acids)
Biological process (GO): cilium movement involved in cell motility; cilium assembly
Cellular component (GO): microtubule cytoskeleton; sperm flagellum; nucleus
Source: RefSeq, a predicted model, not a curated record